GAAAAAAAACGGAGAGAACAAAAGAGAUGCGCGGCGAAAAGCUGACUGUCGGCAGAUCUUCCGCGAGCGUCGUUUUUGCCGCAUCUGCGGAGCGCGAGAAAGUGACUGCGGAGACGACGCGAGACAGCCGAGUCCGUGUCGCUCGAAUUUUUUCCAGGUUUGCAUGCAGCGAGGGGAUUGAGGAGCGCUUUCCACGUCCUUUUCGAGAAGAAGCGCGAAAAGGUUGGACAAGUUUCCUUGCAAAGAGCCACUGUGUGUCUGAGAAAACGCGUUUUUCCGAUUCGUACUUCUGGCGCUCCCCCUCCCCCACUCGGGUGCAGAUUUGCAGACCCGCCUCUGCCGUUCUCAGCUCCAUUCGCGGAGAGAAUUCUGUCUCGGAUUCAGUCGUCCCAGUGGCAUUUUCAAUCUUCAGAAGAAGCGCACUGUUUCUGCGGAAGAAGGCGGGCGUCCGACGCACGCGGAGAGCUCCGAAGGAGUGUCUGCUCUGGAGAGAGAGUGCAUAUUUGCCUUCCUUUCUCUCGACGCUGGGUCUCUCGCUCAGGUCUUCGCUGGUCUCUUCUUUUCCGCUGUCUCUUCUGUCCUAGGCUUCUCCCAGAGGCUUCUUCCCUCUGUCUCCUCCGCUUUGUCCUCUGCG
Messenger RNA from Toxoplasma gondii ME49, 634 nucleotides. RefSeq lists its product as hypothetical. The transcript has a single exon. Bases 27 to 584 code for a protein of 185 amino acids. The record is from RefSeq and is a predicted model, not a curated record. NCBI's taxonomy places the organism in Eukaryota, Apicomplexa, Conoidasida, Eucoccidiorida, Sarcocystidae.